AUGGAUUACUACUAUCCUAACAAUGGUGGCAGAUAUAAUCAACAUCAGUUUCAGAGUAGGGUUGAGCAUCAACAGCAGGAGCAACUACCACAUGGCUAUGUCGUGCCACAUGGAGGUGGACAAUGUUCUGCUCCACUGGGCAGUUACGAGCACCAGGCAGUAGUGCCUGCACACAACACGAGGCAUCAGCAUCAGCAACAGCAAGAGAAUUAUCAUGCAGAACAUUACUGGUUUGACACGAAACACUGCAGUGGGAGCAGCCCUAUGAAUCAAUUCCCUGACCUGAACAUAAUCAGCAAUCUGAAGUACAAUCAGGCAAACGAGGCAGGAGGUGAUCCAAGACCUCUCCCACCUCAUUCACAGCAGCAACCAUUGCCAGCCACAGCUCUGCAACCACAGAAGCGAGGACGUGAGGAAUAUCACGGUAACCUCCUCCUGGAAGAUGGUGACAGUGCGAAGAAGAUAAGGAAAACUGAGAACGACACACCAUCAACUCGGAUUAGUAGUGAAGCCCAUGCCAGCAAAGGAUUGAAGCGGAAGGCCACAGGUGCAAAGCUGAAGACAAAGGCAAAGACGAAAAUUGAUGGGGAACAAGCUAUGGCUCACCUUCAAGAGCAAAGCCAUUGGUCAGACGAGGACACCAAACUUUUGCUCGAAACCCUGCUAGGUGGCGACAGUGAAUUCUAUGAAGGCCUCACUGGCAAUGCUAAACACAUCUUCAAAAAGGUCUCCGAACGUAUAUUGAAAGGACGAUGCAGCCCGGAGUCAAUCAAGGGACAUUACGAGCGCUUACGACGAGUGUUUUCAUAUAUCUUGAAUUUCGAGUCCAUCACUGGCAAUGGCGGUGGUGAUCCUGAUGUUGAAGUCCUUGACGAGAAGAUUGAGAAUGCUCGAACAGCUGGGAAGGAUAUUGGGAACUUAUCUGGGGCUACCUUGAAAAAAUGGUACGACGAGGGAUGGUACAAACUGUUCAACAACAGACUUGGUGAGCACCCGGAACUUGUGCAAGAGGAGGAUUUUCGCUCUGGAACGAUCUUGGAUACAAUCAAUAUCAGCAGUGAUGAGGGUAGUGAUGGUGAAAGCAAGGACAGUGAUACGGAGAGGAAGACUAAGCCAAAAGCAGGUCAACCUGCGCGCAAAUCAGUUUUAUCCGCAGGUGACAAGAAAGUUAAGCCAACAUCGCAGAAAGGAGUCCCUGUGCCGCGGCACAAACGCAAGGCUUCGCAGACUGGUAUCGGCAGUGAAGCUGCUGAGUUUUUCGCAUCAAAUGUCGAAUUCCUGAAGGCAACAGCAGAUAGCGACAUUGCAUGCUUGAAACUCCUCGAAAAAUGCGAGCUCCGAGAGGACAAACAAUAUAAUUACAUGGUAGAGAAAGGGCGGGCUGAGAUGACACUGGCAGAACAUGAGGCGAAGGUGAGGCAUGCAAAAGAGAUUUUGACUACAGAUGGGAUGCCAGAUAAGCUGAAAGCGGCAGCUCAUCAAAUGUUAUUGGACUACUUCACUAUUGGAGGUCAGAAGUUCUGGUUCAUCAUCCCCGGCGGCUCCGCCAUAGCCAGAGAUAUCAACAUCAGCUCGGUCAUCCUCAGCGUCGUCAUGAUCAGGGUCAGAACUAUCAAACAGUGGAAUGAGCUCAGGUACAUCUCCAAGGUCAAUGCACAUAUUGUGCAGAGCAAAAAGUGCCUCGACAACACGGCGGCAAAUCCUUCAAACUGGGAAAACGGCCCUUGA
Molecule: messenger RNA, 1728 nt
Organism: Suillus paluster
Lineage: Eukaryota; Fungi; Basidiomycota; Agaricomycetes; Boletales; Suillaceae
Exons: 7
Coding region: 1-1728 (575 amino acids)
Source: RefSeq, a predicted model, not a curated record